Molecule: messenger RNA, 1417 nt
Organism: Emericellopsis atlantica
Lineage: Eukaryota; Fungi; Ascomycota; Sordariomycetes; Hypocreales; Bionectriaceae
Product: RING-14 protein
Exons: 5
Coding region: 1-1365 (454 amino acids)
Molecular function (GO): metal ion binding
Source: RefSeq, a predicted model, not a curated record
AUGAAGUUUGCACGGGAUUUCAGAGACACUUUGGCAAACCAGCACUUCCCUGUUCACUGGGUUGAACAGGCGAUCCCGUACGGUCAAUUGAAGAAAUGCCUGAAAAAGGUACAGAGGGAGCUCCAUGAUCUCGGACUAGAUCCCGAGACCCUCAAGUCGUUGACCGACCCGGAGAACACGUCGCCAGUUGCGCUGAAUUAUCGACUCAACACUACUGGCGAUGGUCACAGUGUGCGGCCAAUACUGACUGUGGACGUGCACUUGAAAGACGGUGUUGUAGUGGAUGCUUCUUUGACCUCGACUUCCCGUAAGUUCCUGGAGAAGCUAGCCGUGGAAGUAGACGCAGCACGACGUCGAGUCUCAAACGAUGACCGAGACAAGGAUGUGUCGGAUGAACCUCACCUGCCGAGUCAGGUCACAGAAAACAAUUCAGCCGCCGAGGAGGUUGCACAGGAGGUUGGCGGACACCAUGAAACGAUAGAGGUGCCCCUCAUCUUCGACAACGAGUUCUUCGACAUUCUGCAAAGCGAUGUGAACAACAUAGAUGCAUUACAGGCCAGCGAGCGGAGGAAUAUGACGAAUGAGAUCCAGGAGCUACGCCAGGAGAUCGGUCAGGUUUCCCAGCCAAGUCGGUUCUCAAAAACCGACCUUGCUCGUUGGCGACAGAUCUUUGAGCUCUAUCUGGACGCGGAAGUCUUCUUUGCGACAAACGAGCAAGAUCACGGGGCAAGAUCCAGCCAAGUAGCUCUCAAGAAGCUACAGUGGUUUCAGCAGGAAGUGGAAACGAGGCAGCUUGCUCGGUUAUUCAAGCUUCGGGCGUCGCAGCAGGCAUUCGCAAGAUUUGUGCAGCUGAACAGCAAUCUCUUGAAGAAUCUUCAAUUUCAAGAGCUGAAUCAGCUCGCCGUUUUGAAGAUCUUGAAAAAAUUUGACAAGAGGACGUCACUUGGUGUAUCCAAGAGGUUCAGGCUCGCAGUGCAGCCGCACAUGCUCAUGACAGGAAGUAUCGGAAAGGACGUUUGCGCUCAGUUGUCCCAAGACUUGGUCACUGUCGUUCCCCAACUGACCGACUACUUAUGUCCAAUCUGUUUCGCAGUGGCAUACCGACCGGUCAGGCUAGAUUGCCAGCACAUAUUUUGUAUACGUUGUGUCGUCCACAUCCAGCGCCGCAGAGAGAGAUACUGCCCACUGUGCAGGGCAGAUGUUGUAAUGCAAGCAUCAGGGUGCAACCUUGACAACGAAUUGGGGAGAUACAUGAGGAAGUAUUUCGCAAAGGAGGUCAAGGAAAAGGAGCGUUCCGAUGACAUUGAGCGAGGGAUGGAGGAGUAUGGUCCGACAUAUAAUCACAAGGAGUGCAUCGUAAUGUAGGUACCGCUCAAUGCAAGUCAAAGCAUCAUCAGACUACCUCGGAUAUCCAUGA